AUGCAAGUGCUCCCCACUAAGCUACGAGACGGAUUCAAGCAACUGGCUCAUAUUGGCCGAGGAACCUAUGGAGACGUUUUCCUAUGCGAACACGUUGAGAGUGGGGGCCAUGUCUGCCUAAAAGAGAUGGAUUUGACCUUCCUUUCCUAUGAUGAACGACAGAAAUGUCUGAACGAGGUUGAGCUGUUGAAGCAGCUUCCUGCGCACCCGAACAUCGUGGGGUUCCGUGAAGCCUUCUGGAUGCAAAGUAUUGACGAAACUCAGCAAGUUCUUGUCCUUGUUCUCGAACACGCAAAUGAUGGCGAUCUUGAGCAGUAUUUGCGUCGUUCGUGUAUUAAAGAAGAAGAAGUCAGGCGGAUCUUCCUCCAACUUGUACGAGGAGUGCAUCAUCUGCAUAGUCAUCGAGUAGUUCAUCGUGAUCUGAAAUGUGGCAACGUCUUGCUCUUUGGAUCCGGGCGAGUUGUUCUGGGCGAUUUUGGAACGUCGAAGCUGCUCCCAACAACCGGACCAGAUCAAGCGCUGGAAGCUCAGGGUUUGACGUCCACAGUGGUGGGAUCUCCGCAUUACAUGAGUCCAGAGUUAUUGGAGGGUGAGUCUCAUGGGUUUGCCACGGACAUUUGGUCUCUCGGCUGUGUACUGUAUGAAAUGCUGUCGGGUGGUAAACCAGCGUUUAAUGCCUCGUCAUACCCUGCUGUUGUUUUUCGCAUCACUCAAGGAGAAUACGAUCAAUUGGAUUCGGAUCUCGUGUCUUCCGAAGCACGAGAUUUAGUAGCGAGGAUGCUGCAGAAAGAACCUCAGAACAGACCAAGUAUUACAGAAAUACUUCAAUCUUCUUGGUUCCACACCCUCCACACUAAAGAGCUGAAAGCUACAGGCUUUCAAGUCGAUGAGAACUCACCGUCUGGUGAAGUUGUGCACUGUCAAGCAACACAUCCUGAGUCAACUACGGUACUUGUUCAGCCCCUCCCAACACCCGUUGUGAGCAAAACCAUUCAAGUCUCACUUCCACCAGCCCCAGACAUUCGAAAGGGAAAGCCGCAAAAACGACAAUUCAAGCUCAAAGAAGAUGAUUAUUUGCAGCACAAAGUUGUUUCGCCGUUGAUACGGUUUGACGAACUACCUCCACCCCCACCGAUGCUCCCAUCAAGGAAAAACAACUUGGCAGCAUCACCAUUUCCGUUAAAGCAUCACCACUUGCAGCAGAACAGACUUCCAAUGCAACCAUCACCAGAGUUCGAAAUUCGAGGUGUUCGCAUCACAGGGACAGCAAGGCCAUCCUCAGUUCCGAAGCCGUAA
Messenger RNA from Phytophthora nicotianae INRA-310, 1296 nucleotides. RefSeq names its product NEK protein kinase. The record is from RefSeq and is a predicted model, not a curated record. NCBI's taxonomy places the organism in Eukaryota, Oomycota, Peronosporomycetes, Peronosporales, Peronosporaceae. Gene Ontology annotation, molecular function: protein kinase activity; ATP binding. The transcript has 4 exons. Gene Ontology annotation, biological process: protein phosphorylation. The coding region runs from base 1 to 1296 and encodes 431 amino acids.